Molecule: messenger RNA, 8748 nt
Organism: Antechinus flavipes (yellow-footed antechinus)
Lineage: Eukaryota; Metazoa; Chordata; Mammalia; Dasyuromorphia; Dasyuridae
Gene: TRIM23
Product: tripartite motif containing 23
Exons: 11
Coding region: 30-1817 (595 amino acids)
Biological process (GO): intracellular protein transport; vesicle-mediated transport
Cellular component (GO): lysosomal membrane; plasma membrane; cytoplasm
Molecular function (GO): zinc ion binding; GTP binding; GTPase activity
Source: RefSeq, a predicted model, not a curated record
UGGCCGCCUCUUUGCGCCUGUGCAGUCUGAUGCGUAAGUGGAGGCGGAUCUUUUCCCGCCCCUCCGUUGGCUGCGGCAGCGGCGCUGCUGCGAUGGCGGCCCUGCUUGUAAACAAGCCCGGUGCCGGCAUCGAGAGCGGCAAGCACGGAACUCGAGGCCCAACCGUCGUUAAGGUUCUAGAAUGUGGAGUUUGUGAAGAUGUGUUUUCUUUGCAAGGAGACAAAGUUCCACGCCUGCUUUUAUGUGGCCACACUGUAUGUCAUGACUGUCUUACACGCCUUCCCCUCCAUGGAAGAGCAAUUCGCUGCCCAUUUGAUCGACAAGUAACUGAGCUAGGAGAUUCAGGUGUCUGGGGAUUGAAAAAAAAUUUUGCAUUGUUGGAGCUUUUGGAACGACUACAGAAUGGCCCUAUUGGUCAAUAUGGAACAACAGAAGAAUCAGUUGGAUUAUCUGGAGAGAGCAUCAUACGCUGUGAUGAAGAUGAAGCCCAUGUUGCAUCAAUGUAUUGCACUGUUUGUGCUACUCACUUGUGUUCAGAGUGCUCUCAACUUACCCAUUCUACAAAGACCCUUGCAAAACAUAGGCGUGUACCUCUGGCAGAUAAGCCUCAUGAGAAGACCAUGUGCUCCCAGCAUCAGGUGCAUGCUAUAGAGUUCGUUUGCUUGGAAGAAGCUUGUCAGUCCAGCCCUCUUAUGUGUUGUGUCUGCAAGGAAUAUGGAAAACACCAGGGUCAUAAGCAUUCAGUAUUGGAACCAGAAGCAAAUCAGAUCCGGGCAUCGAUUUUAGAUAUGGCUCACUGCAUACGAACUUUUACUGAAGAAAUCUCAGAUUAUUCCAGAAAAUUAGUUGGAAUUGUUCAACACAUAGAAGGGGGAGAACAAAUUGUGGAAGAUGGAAUAGGAAUGGCCCACACAGAACAUGUACCUGGUACUGCAGAGAAUGCUCGAUCCUGUGUCCGAGCCUAUUUUUCUGAUUUACACGAAACUCUGUGUCGUCAGGAAGAAAUGGCACUAAGUGUUGUUGAUGCACAUGUUCGAGAAAAAUUGAUUUGGCUGCGGCAGCAGCAAGAGGACAUGACUAUAUUGUUGUCACAGGUUUCAACUGCCUGUCUCCACUGUGAAAAAACACUGCAACAGGAUGACUGCAGAGUGGUCUUGGCAAAACAAGAGAUUACGAGGUUACUUGAAACAUUACAGAAACAGCAGCAGCAAUUUACUGAACUUGCAGAUCAUAUUCAACUGGAUGCUAGUAUUCCUGUCACUUUUACCAAGGAUAAUAGAGUCCAUAUUGGACCUAAAAUGGAGAUUCGGGUUGUCACUUUAGGAUUAGAUGGCGCAGGAAAAACAACCAUUUUAUUUAAGCUAAAACAAGAUGAAUUCAUGCAGCCCAUUCCAACAAUUGGUUUUAAUGUGGAAACCGUAGAAUAUAAGAACUUAAAAUUUACUAUUUGGGACGUAGGAGGUAAACACAAGUUAAGGCCAUUAUGGAAGCAUUAUUAUCUCAAUACACAAGCUGUUGUAUUUGUCAUUGAUAGUAGUCACAGGGACAGAAUAAGUGAAGCACACAGUGAACUUGCUAAGUUGUUAACAGAAAAAGAACUGAGAGAUGCUUUGCUGCUGAUAUUUGCAAAUAAACAGGAUGUUGCAGGAGCACUUUCAGUAGAAGAAAUAACAGAACUUCUUAGUCUCCAUAAACUCUGCUGUGGUCGAAGCUGGUAUAUUCAAGGCUGUGAUGCCCGAAGUGGAAUGGGACUGUAUGAAGGACUGGAUUGGCUUUCAAGACAACUUGUGGCUGCAGGUGUACUGGAUGUGGCUUAAAUUCACAUACAGCCCUUGUUUAAAGUUUGUGGUUAACUGUUAUUUGCACAUGACGGAUUGUAAGAAAUUCUGCAUUUCGAAGAUGGCAGUUAAUGUAGGAUUUGUGUUUACAGAACAAAAAGUUUGUAUCUUCCAUUGGGAAUUCAGUUCUUUUUUUAUAUUCGUUAGAGUAAACUAAAAUGUUUUCCCUAGCAGAUUAAGUUGGUUAUAAAGAUACUUUGAAUUCACAUCUUUUUAGAUGAAUUUGGACAUUUGAGUUUUCAGUGCAUUCACUACAAGCACAUUGAAACAGAGAGGAGGAAGGUUAAAUUACACAUGAGAUUGAUUUACAUUGAACAUUAGUCAUGCAAUUAGGAAAGGACAGCUAUUCCUGUAAAAUUGUCAUUUCAGUUAAUUUUCAUACUGUUUUACUCUUGAAUAGGGGAGUGACUUAAUGAGACCAAAACCAAACUGUACCUUCCACUGAAAUAAGACUCUUCAACCUGACUUUUUUAUGUUCAGUGAAAUAAAAAACCAAUAACUCUAAAAAUUAAACUCUAAAAUUAUAAAAAUAUUUUAUACUUAUUUCUUUAUUAAAAACCUAAGCUAAAGUAUACUUUAUAUUAUAAUAAAUGAGACUUAAUAAAAUUUUAUCUUCAUAGUCUGUAGACCAGGACUGGUUUUAUUGUACAGGCAAAAUAAGUACCUUCUUUUAGUUAAAAUAUAUAUGUAUAAUAAGCUGUGAAGAUCAGAUGAUUUCCAGUUCAUCUGUGAUUAUGAAAGAUCCAUUGUUAGGCCUGAACCUAGGUAAGCUGUUUGCUGCUUUCUAGGACACAACCUCAUAUUGGUGGUCCUUUCUGUUUUCAAUAUCCUUUAAAUCCAUUAGUGAUUUCAUAAAAUAUUAAUGUGCACUUUUGAUGUAGCACUGUCAGUGAAGCAGCUUUUUGUCACGACUAUUUAAAAUUGUAGCAAACUUAUUGAAAAUAGGGAUGGAUCCAGAGUGGGCUUUGAGGAAAAGAUACUUAGGUAUUCUGUUAGGAAAAAGCCUUUUACAGUAUGGGAAGUUUUUCAAAUGACAAGAUAUGUAUGUUUAAGCAAAUAUUUUCUCAGUGUGAGUACAUUUCUCAUAACAUUGUAUGAUAAGGUCAGCUCUUGUUUAUUUAACAAUAAAGGCCUUGAAAAUUUAACAUGUGGGGGAAUUUACAUGGAGAAAAUGAAAGAAAAACUGUUUACAUCCAGUUUGAUCAUGCAAUGUUUUGUAUAAAAGGUUUAAAAAAAAAUUUGUGGAAUUUUUGUUCCAGUUUUUCAUAUUUUAAAAUUAUCUUAUUAUGCAAGCAUGAUUCAUUAUGUGUAAAAGAUGUAUGUGGCCUGAUAUGUCAUUGCAUCAGUUAUUUUACAUAUUUAUACUCUUGCCUAUUUUUUUUUGUUUGUUUGUUUGUUUAGGAUGACAUUCUAUUUUUAUCCCAUCUAAUAUAUUCAGUGCAAUUCCCCUGAAUUGCAAGUGAAUGACUUAAGGACAGAAUGGUGACCUUUAAAAUAGUAAUUUUUUUUCCUUCAUUGAUGUAAAAUGUAUUUUUAUUUGCUUAAAAACAAAGUUUUUUUAUUAUUUAAAGAAACAAAACAUUCAAAAAAACCUUUAAAGGUUUCUGAAAAUAUGUAAAUAAUAUUUAAUCAUAUUUUAUCUUUUACUUUGUUAGCUUAAAGUAAAUGCUGUGCUGUAUGUGUUGUGUGUGUAUGUGUCUGUAUGCACACGCGCAUAAAAGUAUUAUUACAAAAUGUAAAUUAAUAUUUGACUGAUUGUAGUAACUGUGAAAAUACUGCAUUUGCCUGUAAGCUUUUGAACUGUUUUCUCUAUUAGAUACCCUGUUUGCUUUCUUUGUAUAAGUUAUUAUUCUCUAUGAACUGAUUUACUUGUGUAUUAUGUUUGACCAGUUUUAACUUAGUAAUUCACAAUCCUAGCAUCUUCCUGAAUAUAGUCUCUGAUAUGGAAUGUCGUUUUCUUAUGUUUAAACAGAUUCCAAUCUAUAUUUUGGGAGUGUGGGGGUUUGGGAGUUUGUAUUUUAAAGAUAUAUUUUAAAAUUCAUUAUAUCAUAAUUACCAGUAAUCUUUUGGCAAAUAUAGUUUAGUUAUUUUUCACUGCCUAAAAAAAUUGCACUACUAAAUAUUUUGAUUUAAAAAAAUUACCCUUGUGUUGUCAGUUAUGAGGUGAAUUAUUGGAGUUUAGGAAGCUAGAUAAGUUUAAGAGGGGGAUAUGUUGAAAUUUUGUGUUUAGUGUUUAUUAGGGACUGAGAUUAUACAUUCAGAAAAUUCCCAAUUAAAAAUCAUUUACUCCAACCUCCUAUUUUAGAGAUAAAACUAAAACCCAGGCAAGUUACAUUACUUGAUGAAGAUUAUUAUACUUGUUGAGUUGUGAGUAAAGCCCAGGUCUCCACAUUUGUAGCCAUACUUCCUUCCCUUCCCUUUUCUAUUUUAUCAUAGUAUCAUAGCACCUGAAAGAAGCUGCAGAGAAUACCUAGUCAAAUCCCCUUGUUUUCCAGAUGAGUAAAUCCAUAGGGGUUCAAUAAUUUGUCAUAUUAUUACACAGGUAGUAAUUUGCAGAACUGGGACUCUGAAACCAAGUCUUCUGAACCCAAGUACAAUAUUCUUUAUACAUACUGAUGUUCUUCAAUAUAAUUAAACUUUUUAAUGUCUAUUCAUUUUGAAAGCAAUUAAUUCACACUUAUUUCCUGAAAUAGCAUCAUUAAAUAGUUGUGUCCUGUGAAAUUUUUUCAUAAAUAAUUAUUAAUAUUUGAUAUUGUAGAGGAGUGGAAAGUAAAAUUUCCCAAGUGCCCCUUUAUUCAGGUUCCAAAAUCUUAAAAAAGGAUACUAAGAGUAAAAAAAGCCUUUAAUAGAAUUUUUUUUCCUGUUUUGUGGAUAUUAUUUUACAAAUUUACCACUGAAUUUUCUCUCUCUUUCUCUUCCUCCUCCUCCUUCUCUUCCUUCUCCUCCUUCUCCUUCUCCUUCUCCUUCUUCUCUUUUUCUUUCUUUCUUUUUUUUUCUUUUUUCUUUUUUUUUUUUUGCCGAGAUAUUUGGGGCUAAGUGACUUGCCCAGGGUAACACAACUAGGAAGUGUUAUGUAUCUGAGAUCUGAUUUGAAUUCAGGUCCUCCUGACUUCUGGAUUGGUGCUUUAUCUACUGCGCCACCUAGCUGCCCUGAAUUUUCUUAAAAUGAAUCGGUUUAGUACAAGCCUUUAAGUUAACUUUGCAGUUUUCAAGUCAUUUAACAUAUUUAUUGGAAAAAAGAAAACAGCACAAAAACCUUUAAAAAAAAAAUAGUAGAUUACCGAUAAGUUGCUGAUCUGCAAACACAAGCCUAGAGUCAGGAGACUUGGGUUUUAAGUCUUGGGUCUGCCAAUAAUUAACUAUAUCAAGUUUAAGCAAAGCAUGUGACCUCUGGGCCUCAAGACCCCUCAUAAAAUAUGGAUUUCAUUAAAGGAUCUCUGUACUAGGAGUUGAGACUGUUCUUUCAAAUUCAUAGUGGGAAAAUUAAUUGCAUUCUAAAUCUUCACUGUGAAAGACAGAAAAGAUAUGGAUAGUCCCAGCAACCCAAAUCUGAUGUGUAACAUCAUGAGCAGUGUUAUGUGCUGGUGGUUUUGUGAGUAAUGAUUUGGGAAGGGCGGGGGAGCACUAUGGUUAACAUAGGUUGCAGGUAAAUCAUUGAACUGCUUCCCCCACACAGAUGAAAUCAAAGGUCCCACUUUACUAUGUCCCCCAAAAUAUCUCAUGAAUAUUAAAUAAUCUAGGUUUUUAUGUUUAAGGAUUUUUGAUCCUCAAGAACAAUGGUGUCAGACUGCUGGCCCCAUAUUGACUUAGAAGACUAUAAAUUAACAGUAUUUGUAUUGUAUUUUUUUUUUUUUUGUUAAAAACAUUUCUCAAUUAUAUUUUAAUAUGGUUCAGGCAACACUUAGGAGAGUUUGUAGGGUGAUUGACAGCAGUGCUCUAGAAGACCAAUUUGAAUAAAGGAUGGUUUUAUAUACUUUUAAUACUGUCAAGUUAAGUUAUAAAUGUGUACAUAUGCACAUUUGCAUUGUAUUUACAUGAAGCAUUAUAAGACACUAUAAAAAUGGACUUAACAUUUUAAAAAAUGAUAGUAAAAACUAUUACCUAUUAGCUCUUUAAUAUAUUUGGUUAGAAGCAGAUUUUAAAUCAUUCUUACUAAUCCUCUGUGUGUAUUUUCUUGUAAUAGUGACUAGUGUGCCUUGUGGUCCAUUGGAAGUCAAAGGGCUUUUGUUCAUAUUCUACCUCUGUCAGUGACCAUGGGCAAGUCAUUUUAACACUUUGGGGUCUGUUUUUUUAAUCUCCAACAUAUGAAGGGGGUGCACUAAAUAAUCUUUAACUCCUUUCUAGUUCCAGAUCCUAAAUUAAGGUAAGAUUUCUUUUUGAUUAGAAUUUAUUCUAAAAUUAAUAACUAAUGACUACAUUAUAUCUAACAGGGUUAUCAUUACAUAGAAAUUGAAAUUGAGCCAAAAUUUAUUUUACACAUGAUAGAAAAUUCAUCCUCAGAAUUCAUUAUAUGGCUACUAUUACAAUGCAUUGAGUUAUUUCUUAUCAGUCAUCAAGUGGAAGUCAUUGCUAUGGGUUUUAGUUUUUGGCUUUGAAAAACUCAGUAGCUAAGUUUAGGAAAUAUGAAUGUACUACCAGAACAACUUAAAAUCCUGUUCACAGACACUCAAUUGGUCUUAAAAAAUUUAAGUGUAAUUUGUAUUUAAAAUGACUGUCAUGGAAAAUUUACUUAAAUUUUCUAAACGUUUACUAUAUUUCCUUCAUGGAACAGCCAAUUGAAUAUCAUAGCUAUUCAUUCAGAAAUGUAGUUUCUGUUAUAAGUUAAAAUUACUCAUAAUCAAAAGAGAAUAUUGAUAUAAGUACUUUAUAAUGUGACAAAAAAUUAAACUGAAUGACUCCUGAUUGAAAUCAGUAAGUGUUCACAUGAAGCUUUGCAGUAAGAGAAAAUUCUGUGUGGAAUACAGGUAAAACAAGGGAAAGCAUAAGGAGCUAUCAAUAAAUCAUUUAAUCUGAUCAAAAUUCUCUUUUAAAAAAUUCUUUUCUGAUAAAUCCAAAUUCUUUUAGAAAAUAAUUACAAACUGAAAAACAGUUAAUGAGCUUAAGUUACAUGGGUUUUGUUAAAAAUAUUAAUGAAAUGUUUAAAAUCCAAGAUAAGUUGCAUAUGACUGUAAUAGAAGAAAAAUGUGGCAUAUACAGACCUGUUUUCUCCUGCCCAUCUAUUCUAUGAAAGGACAAAAGUGGGGAAAAAAGUAUACAGAGAUAUUUUUCAAGUUUUCAAAAACAAGGUAAAAGCACUUUGAAGCCAUAAGGAGUAAAAAUAAGGAGACAUUGGGGAGUCUUAAUGAGAGAUAUCAAGUUGGAUUAUUUUGCUAAUUUAAUAGUUUGAUAUUUAUGCUCAUGUUUAUUUCAUGAAGAGAAAAAAUUCAGUUAAUUUAUAUCAUGAUUUUGGAUGAGGCACUACUGGCCCCUGGUAGCAUUACUACCAAAAUUCCAACUCAGGUUAGUUAUAAAGCUCAAGAGCUAGUAGCCUUUAAGAGGUCAAGUAACCUAAACACCCCAUUUUACUUAUAAGGAAAUUGAAACCUAUUAUCUUUCCUAGGGUCACACAGGUAGAAAAAGAUGAGAUCUCGACCCACAUUGUCAAACUGUAUAGCCAGUGUUUUUUCCACUAUCUUGUAGUUUGAAGAAUCAAUAGGAUCAUAGGAUUUGGAAGGGAAUUUAAGAGAACACUGGUUGUAAUAUGCCAUUGGCAUCUGAGAGGUGGGAGAUUAUCUAUGGACAGAAAGACUACACCAUGAUACACACAAAAGUAGCCACAGGACACCUUGCUAGAAUACAUGAAGUAGCCCUCAAAACAAAUACUUAGGAAAUACCCACUAUAUUCUAAAAUUUGCUAGAUAUAUGAUUCUGAAAUGUACACACAAGAGAAAUGUAGGUAAGAGUCCUAAAGGAAAAUGUGACAAUGCUUAGGAAAUGAGAGAAUGUUCAUUGCAGAGGGAGUUCCUGAGCUCAAAGGAUUUCCACAAACUGCAAUGAAGGGGUGUAUUCCAAGGAUGAAAAACACCUUCAUGAACUCAGAGAGGAAGCAAGAUAAUAAAGAGAAGUGCUAAUUGUCCAGUUUAGCUGCUGAAAUGGUAAAAUGGAAGCAGAUAUUGAAGGGCCUUAAAAUGCCAAGAAUUGAGAGGUUUCACUUCAGUCAGUAAGAAGCCACUGAAAAUUUCUAGAGCAGACCACUAUGGUUAGAUCUGUGCACUACAAAGGAAACAUACUUUUUGGGAUAUGUAUUGCUGAUUAAGUUGUUUUGUUUAACUAUGCUCAGGUGUCUGUGAAUGAUAGCGUGGAAGAGAGAACUGAGUAAGGCAGCCAGUAAUGAAGCUGUUACACUGUAAUAGAAACAUAGGUAAGAGUUGAUGAUUUAAUAAACUACAGUGGUGGUACUAUGGGUGAGAGUAGGUAAUAGGAAAGAUUGUCAAGGUGCAGGAUUGGAUUGAAUUGGAACCAAAGGUAUUGAUCAAACAGAUCUUAAGGUUCUUUGUGGAAUGACACAAAUGAAUGUAAAAUUCUAGUAAUUCUUUAAGUCAUUUAAAAUCUGCUUUUUAUUAUUUUACUAUGUUAUGUUUCCUUGAUAAUAAAAAUUAUCAAGCAAUAAAUCAAAUUUUAUAAAUCCAUAUAAAGUUUAAUGUAAACACAGCUUGUUUAUAACAUUGAAUUCACUGUAAUAUGUAGGUUUCUGCUCCUCUCAAAGUGGUAUUUUAAUACAGAUCCCAAAUAAUGAUGUGAAGUGCUGGUCUAUCUGAUUUUGCCAAGAGAUUUCCAACUUAAGUACACUUUAGAAAUAAUUUGAUAGGAAUAGAAGAAUGAACUAGUUUAUUUACUUUGUAGAAUAAAAAAUAAUCCCUUGAUGCUUGAA